AUGGCAUCAUUUUCUCUGGGAUGCAGUUGCUCCUUGUGUGCAGGCAUAUUUAAACGCCGCACGAAGGGAGAAAACGGCACCGUUACUGCUCCUCAUAACGCGGAGUCCACCGUGCCUCCUGCCCAGCCGACGUAUCCGCAGCCACCCGCGUACGCCGAUCAGUCUGCACACCCCCAAAAUCAGGCUUCUUUGCUCGCUGAUCUCCAUGCGGGGCAUGGUGAACUCCCAGCAGUUGCCGACGGGGGUCACACCAAUCUGAUGAGCAGGGGGAGUCCUGUAGACCCCAAGAAGAUCGUGCGGCAGUCCCUCAACCUCCCUCAUUUCAGUAGCAGCAAAGUUCAGGAUGUGCUAGAGUACUGGCACGUUGAGGCGGCCAUGUAUCUGUUUGACCCAUUCAAUACGCAGGAGCUGUUUAGCAGCUACUUGACUACCCUCGAGUGGGCUACGCAGCUGUUUCUCCCCGACCUGGAAGGACGCAUGCGCGAGUACACGUCUGCCCUGCUAUCCACGGUCAUGGAUGUUGACGUGUGCAGCAAGCGGCUUUUGUACCUGAGUGGUGUGCCGGUGGUCACCUCCCGAGGCUCCCCCAGCUCGGACAUCGAAAUGAGGAAGACCAAGGCCCUUCAUACCCUUGGUGUCUUUUUCAUCAUAAAGGGAAAGCUGACUCAGGUUUCCACUCUGGUUCGUGAGAGCAGCAAGCUUUUUUGCACCGAGAUCGGAAAGGAUCGCAAUUUCAGCACUCCAGUAGUGAAGAUCUUGAUGUCUUUUACGCGGCUUUCCCGCUACUCCCUCGAUGCCCUGGAGUACCUCCAAGAAUAUUAUAGCGAAUUGCGAAUGGCUAUCAUGGCUUCAUUGGUCUAUCCUCUCCUCGUUACGCGAACAUACACGCGACUCCAUAGGAGCCUUCAAACUGCCGGCCAGUACUUCUCCACGUGCGUCCACGCUAGGAAAAUCGGUGCGAGCCUUCAACAUGAUAUCGCUGAACUUCGAGGCAUGAACGUGCCUCCAUCGUGA
Messenger RNA from Cyclospora cayetanensis, 1014 nucleotides. RefSeq lists its product as uncharacterized. The record is from RefSeq and is a predicted model, not a curated record. Bases 1 to 1014 code for a protein of 337 amino acids. The transcript has a single exon. Lineage: Eukaryota; Apicomplexa; Conoidasida; Eucoccidiorida; Eimeriidae.